This is a messenger RNA of Coregonus sp. 'balchen', 6515 nucleotides long. The record is from the annotation of a GenBank genome assembly. NCBI's taxonomy places the organism in Eukaryota, Metazoa, Chordata, Actinopteri, Salmoniformes, Salmonidae.
UUUCUCUCCUCUCUAGCAGAGGAAUGGUUUGGAGCAACCCAUCCUGGAGUGGGAUGGGAGCUCACUCUCCCUGCAGCUCUGAUUUUGUUUUGUGUGAUAUUCCUAUGGAGGACCAUCCUUGCGGUAAACCUUUUGUAUUAUUACCAUGUUAUAACAAUUUUCACAAACUUUAACUUCAUAUGGAAAUUAAAGGAAUUGAGGAAAAGGCUCAUUUUGCAGUUUGAUUGAUCUUCUAGUUAUGUAUUAUGUAGUCCAUGUUUGAACAUUGUUCUCAUUGCCUUCUUAUAGAUCAAAAGCAGGAUAUAUCAAUGUGAGUUUUCCUACCUUUCUUUAAGUAGCUCAGAUAAGGAGAAGCAAGCUUUUGUACUUAUAUUUUAUACAGUAGAUUUUGCUCCUUAGUCAUGCCUUAACCAAGACUAAUUUCAUAUUCCCCUCUGUAUCUCUAGUGACUGAGACACAGCUAAACGUGAAAAUCGCCCGGCUAUCAAAAAAGAAAUGUGACACAAUGAUUAAAUUGUCUGAAAUGGAGAUACUGGUAUGUUUCAGAAGCUAUUCAAGUCAGACCUGGGACAUUCUGGACUUGAAUAACAUAUACUUUUUCAUGAUCAUUGUAACUUAUGUCCUAAAUCUGGUUGGUUUUAGUUGAAGGACUAUGUCUCACGGGUGCAAAGGUCGGAGGCAUACCUGCAGUAACAUUUUCCAUGAUCAUUGUAACUUAUGUUCUAAAUCUGGUUGGCUUUAGUUGAAGGACUAUGACGCGCGGGUGCAAAGGUUGCGGGCAUACCUGCAGUCCUCUCAGGAGGAGAGUCAGGAGCUGGAGGUAAGCAGUCAGAGAGCUCUUAUACCUAAACCCCCUUUAACCCGUUUCUCUGCCCUCUACAGUGUAUGACCAAUGUGGCAUUAUGUUUAAUAGACUGACAUUUACUAAUGUUUAGUUACUGGAAAUGUAUAUAGGUGCAAAGACAAAAAACAUUAGAAAAAGUAUUUAACCAUUAACAUACGGUCAAAGUAUAGUCCAUUUAACAAUUUGUUUCAUUGUCAUGGUCAGAUGUUUAUCACACAGUUAACAUUGAGCCCAUCUAUCUCUUUUUAUCCCAAGGAUAUGAAGAAACAGUUGGGACAUCAGACCUGCAGAAAUUGAGGCAUUUCAUCUACGACUCCAGGAGCGUGAUGAACGUAUACAGAAACUGAAAGCUGUUGUAAGUCCAUUACUGCUCAAUCAAACUCACUCUUUCGGUAUGAUGAUAAAGAGGUAUCUUAAUGGGGUUAAUAUUAUGGCUCCCGACAGGUGCGACCGAUGGAACCACUGAAAGAGCAUCACGGUGGGGAUGCCAGGAUCCCCUAUGCCACCAACACCCAAUCUACCAGUGAGUCAACCACACAGUUUGAUCAACUUAUAAAAAUAUUGCAAACUGUUUAUCAACCUACUAAGCUUACUUGUCAGGAUUGUUCGAGGGUAGAAGCAUGCAGGGUUAUCCACAACUAAUUGCUGCAUUGAUAUGUUGAUCAAAUAAUCACCUUUGUUACAGAUAUCAAGAUUGACGAAAAGAGUGAGAUCAAGGUCACUGAGAUGAGGGAUGCGGCCCUAGUAAGUUGAUGUAUAGUCAGUGUAAGCUAUAAGUUAUUGAAAUAAGUAGAUGAAAACCCAUGGAGCGGCGCACAAUUGGCCCAGCGUCGUCCAGGGUAGGGGAGGGAAUGGCUGGCAGGGAUGUAGCUCAGUUGGUAGAGCAUGGCGUUUGCAACGCCAGGGUUGUGGGUUCGAUUCCCACGGGGGGCCAUUAUGAAAAAAAAAAAAAAAGAAUGUAUGCACUCACUAACUGUAAGUCGCUCUGGAUAAGAGCGUCUGCUAAAUGACUAAAAUGUCAAUGUAAAGAAUAGUUGUUGAUUACAGAAAGGACCUGCUUUUCAGUUCCCCCCCCCCCCAAAUUGGGAAUACUAGAAUAUUUUACAAUGGAUCAGUUGUUUGCUGGCUCUUGCACUUAAAAAUGCAUAAUUUUCUACAGAUCAAAACCACACUGGAGGAGGUGAACAGGGGUCUUCAGGGUAGGCUAUGUUACAAAACACACAACAUACAGUACAAUUGGAAAGUAUUCAGACCCCUUAACCUUUUCCACAUUUUGUUACGUUACAGCCUUAUUCUAAAAUGGAUUAAAUAAAUACAAAUCCUCAUCAAUCUACACACAAUACCCCAUAAUGACGAAGAGAAAACAGGUUUUUAGAAAUGUUUGCAAAAAAAUUAAAUAAAUAAAUGGAAAUACCUUAUUUACAUAAGUAUUCAGACCCUUUGCUAUAAGACUUGAAAUUGAGCUCAGGUGCAUCCUGUUUCCAUUGAUCAUCCUUGAGAUGUUUCUACAACUUGAUUGGAAUCCACCUGUGGUAAAUUCAAUUGAUUGGACAUGAUUUGGAAAGGCACACACCUGUCUAUAUAAGGUCCCACAGUUGACAGUGCAUGUCAGAGCAAAAACCAAGCCAUGCAGCCAUGUCUGUAGGGCUCAAAGACAGGAUUGUGUGGGGAAGGGUACCAAAAAAUUUCUGCAGCAUUUAAGGUCCCCAAGAACACAGUGGCCUCCAUCAUUCUUAAAUGGAAGAACCCAAGACUCUUCCUAGAGCAAUCGGGAGAAGGGCCUUGGUCAGGGAGGUGACCAAGAACCCGAUGGUCACUCUGACUGAGCUCCAGAGUUCCUAUGUGGAGAUGGGAGAACCUUCCUGAAGGACUAUCAUCUCUGCAGAACUCCACCAAUCAGGCCUUUAUGGUAGAAUGGCCAGACGGAAGCCACUCCUCAUUAAAAGGCACAUGACAGCCGCUUGGAGAUUGCCAAAAGGCACCUAAAGGACUCUGACCAUGAGAAACAAGAUUAUCUGGUCUGAUGAAACCAAGAUUGAACUCUUUGGCCUGAAUGCCAAGCGUCACGUCUGGAGGAAACCAGGCACCAUCCCUACGGUGAAGCAUGGUGGUGGCAGCAUGAUGCUGUGGAGAUGUUUUUCAGCGGCAGGGACUGGGAGACUAGUCAGGAUAGAGGGAAAGAUGAACGGAGCAAAGUACAGAGAGAUCCUUGAUGAAAACCUACUCCAAAGCGCUCAGGACCUCAGACUGGGGCGAAGGGUCACCUUGCCAACAGGACAACAACCCUAAGCACACAGCCAAGACAAUGCAGGAAUGGCUUCAGGACAAGUCUCUGAAUGUCCUUGCCAGACGCAGCGACGCUCCCCAUCCAUCCUGACAGAGUUUGAGAGGAUCUGCAGAGAAGAAUGGGAGAAACUCCCCAAAUACAGGUGUGCCAAGCUUGUAGCGUCAUACCCAAGAAGACUCAAGGCUGUAAUCGCUGCCAAAGAUGCUUCAACAAAGCUUCAACAAAGUACUGAGUGAAGGGUCUGAAUACUUAUGUAAAUGUGAUAUUUCAGUUUUUUAUUUUUAUAUAUUUGCAAAAAACUCUAAAAACCUGUUUUUGCUUUGUCAUUAUGGGGUAUUGUGUGUAGAUUGAUGAGGGGAAAAAACAAUUUAAUCCAUUUUAGAAUAAGGCUGUAACGUAACAAAAUGUGGAAAAAGUUAAGGGGUCUGAAUACUUUCCGAAUGCACUCUAUGUCCCACCAGCCAGAAUCACUUUAUUCUGUAUUGAUAUUUUCUUUACUUUAUGAUGUCUGUUUACUUUGCAACAGACAAAAAUUGGCAGCUUGAAGAGAACAAUGCCUCUCUACAUCAAAAGCUCCAUAUCACUGAGAAGAAAUAUAGACAGAUGCUAAACAAGCUGUAAGUGGAUAUGAUAUUAGUUUGAUCAUAUUAGGAUUUGUUCUCAUUCACAUGACAUGUACAUUGGUUUUUGUGUUUUCACAGGACCAAAGCCCUGAUUCAAGGCAAACAUGCGGAAAAUCAACAUGUAAGUAAGCCUAAGUAAGACAGCCUGCCAAAUUCUGAUCCAUAACCGCUCAAUAGUAAGCUAAACUACCAAGUACUUCGACUAAACCAUAAGCCCCAGUAUCAACACUCGUAUUGGGUCAUAUUUAUGUGAUAGGAUGUCUUUGCACACGUUUCUAAUGCAAUUUCUGUUUUCUCCUCAGAUUGACACGCUACAAGACAAAAUCCAGACCAUAUCUGUAAGAAGAACAUUCACUUUAAAGUUAGCUAGUUGCACUAAGGUGUUAUUAUCUUUGUUUUGCUAGUUACUGUAAGGUGUCUUGCUGUACACUAACAUACAGUCAGGUCCAUAAAUAUUUGGACAUUGACCAAGUUGUUAUUAUUUUAGCUGUCUACCACAGCAUAUUGGAGUUGAAAUUCAAUAUUGAAUAUGAGCUGAAAGUGCAGACUUUCAGCCUUUAAUUUGAGGGUAUUUACAUCCAAAUCGGGUGAACUGUGUAGGAAUUACAGCACUUUUUAUAUGUGGUCCCCCCCCCUUUUUAAGGGACCAAAAGUAAUUGGACAAUUGGGUGCUCAGCUGUUCCAUGGCCAGGUGUGUGUUAUUCCCUCAUUAGUUCAUUUACAAGGAAGCAGAUAAAAGGUCUAGAGUUGAUUUUAAGUGUGGCAUUUGCAUUUGGAAUCUGUUGCUGUUAACCCUUGAUAUGAAGUCCAAAGAGCUGUCACUUCCAGUGAAGCAAGCCAUCAUUAGGCUGAUAACAAAAACAUUAGGUGGCCAAAUCAACUAUUUGGUACAUUCUUAAAAAGAAAGAACGCACUGGUGAGCUCAGGAACACCAAAAGGCCCGGAAGACCACAGAAAACAGCUGUGGUGGAUGACAGAAUCAUUAUUUCCCUGGUGAAGAAAAACCCCUUCACAACAGUUGGCCAGAUCAAGAACACCCUCCAGGAGGUAGGUGUAUCUGUGUCAAAGUCAACAAUCAAGAGAAGACUUCACCAGAGUAAAUACAGAGGGUUUACUACAAGAUAUAAACCAUUGGUAAGCCUCAAAAACAGGAAGACCAGAUUAGAGUUUGCUAAAAAAUUUAUAAAAAAGCCUUUACAGUUCUGGAACAACAUCCUAUGGACAGAUGAGACAAAGAUCAACUUGAACCAGAAUGAUGGGAAGAGAAGAGUAUGGAGAAGGGAAGGAACUGCUCAUGAUCCGAAGCAUACCACCUCAUCUGUGAAGUAUGAUGGAGGGAGUGUUAUUGCGUGGGCAUGUAUGGCUGCCAAUGGAACUGGUUCCCUUGUAUUUAUUGAUGAUUUGACUGCUGACAAAAGCAGCAGGAUGAAUUCUAAAGUGUUUAGGGCUAUAUUGUCUGCUCAGAUUCAGCUAAAUGCUUCAAAACUCAUUGGACGGCGCUUCACAGUGCAGAUGGACAAUGACCCGAAGCAUAUUGCGAAAGCAACCCAAUACUUUUUUAAGGCAAAGAAGUGGAAUGUUCUGCAAUGGCCAAGUCAAUCACCUGACCUGAAUCGAGUUGAGCAUGCAUUUCACUUGCUGAAAGCAAAACUGAAGGCAAAACGCCCCAAGAACAAGCAGGAACUGAAGACAGCUGCAGUAAAGGCCUGGCAUAGCAUCACCAGGGAAGAAACCCAGCAUCUGGUGAUGUCUAUGGGUUCCAGACUUCAGGCAGUCAUUGACUGCAAAGGAUUUGCAGUCAUUGACUGCAAAGGAUUUGCAACCAAGUAUUAAAACUCACAAUUUAAUUUAUAAUUAUGUUAGUUUGUCCAAUUACUUUUGAGCCCCUAAAAUUGGGGGGCUAUGUAUAAAAAUGGUUGUAAUUCCUACACGGUUCAUACAAUAAUUUUGACAAAACCCUUAAAUGAAAGAUGAAAGUCUACACUUGAUUGCACAUCUUGAUUGUUUCCUUUCAAAUCCAUUGUGGUGGCGUACAGAGCCCAAAUGAUGCAAAUUGUGUCACUGUCCAAAUACUUAUGGACCUGACAUCUCUUGUCUUUAGAUUAAAGCCUCUGCUGCCGAGCAUGCUCUGGCCAUGGAGAAGAAUGAGGUAGCGCUACUCCGCCAGGGGUGAGUCCAACAGUCUGAAUAAUUAUCCAACCAAUAUGAUUUUAGCUAGCUUGAUAAACUAGCUGACGUUGCUAAUAAUUACGUUAGCUAGCUUGCUUAACAUUGACAAUAUGGCCAAACUAGCUACAUUAUCAAAUGGCAAAUGUAGCCUAAUUAUUCAUAUUGAUAAGGUUGUAGAUGUCAAAAAACUGGAUUUGUCAUCUUUUGGUUUAAAAAGGUCAGUGGUGAAACGUCACAACUCGGCAACAAACUUUUCUCAGUUUCCCAUUCUAAUUCCGACUUGGAGGUUCGUUCAAGUGAAACUUCCUAGUCGGAACUCAGAAUUUCCGAUAACUCCUAUAGCACGUGAACGUGACAUUAGUCAAGAUCUACUCUUUUCUGGACAUUUUGGGCAGUCCUCUCUAAGUACUGUGAUUUUCUUUCUAGGAUUGUUCAACUAACCUCAGAGAAGCUGAAAAUAGAUGAAUCUGUGUUCCUGACCAAGACCACCCCCAAGCCCCUUAAAACAACCAAGACCAACAAGCCCUCCUUGAAAACCUGCAAAGUUCUGAAAGCCUUCAAAGCACUAAUUAUCUUCAAUAAAAUGAAGAAA